AUGACCACCGCUCACCGUCCGACGUUCGAUCCGGCUCGCGGCAAGGAAGCCCUCCGUGGCCCGGCCUAUCACCAACGCCUGCUACCGGCGCACACCCAGCUCAAGUUUCGUCAGUCCGGCCAGGGCGGCGACGCCGACGACGAGGCCCAUGACCUCCGCGCCGAGCUCCUUGCCGCCGAGGCUGCCCACUACGCCAAGAAGAACGGUGGCGCGCCUCCCCCCUCCGCAGAGAACGACACCGACGCGCCCGCCGGCGGCGUGAAGCGCGCCCUCGAAUCUGAGUCACAAGCGGACGGCGAGGACUUUGAAGCAAAGCGAAGGAGGAUAUUGGAAGAGUCGCGAGACGUCGACGCGUCCUCGGACGAUGAGGAAGAGGAGGACGACGACGAGGACGACAGCGAUGAGGACAGCGAUGACGAGGAGGCGGAGCUGCAGCGCGAGAUGGAGAAGAUCCGGCGCGAGAGGGCGGAAAAGAGGGAGCGAGAGGAGCGAGAGAGGGCCAAGGUCGAAGAGGAGGCCAGGGAGAGGGACAUCGCGUUGGGGAACCCGCUGCUGAACAAGCCCGACUUCAACAUGAAGCGGCGGUGGGACGACGAUGUCGUGUUCAAAAACCAGGCAAGGGGCACGGAGGAUAAGGGCAAGAGUAAGGAGUUCAUCAACGAUCUCCUGCGCUCCGACUUCCACAAACGAUUCAUGAGCAAGUAUGUUAGAUAG
Molecule: messenger RNA, 714 nt
Organism: Colletotrichum higginsianum IMI 349063
Lineage: Eukaryota; Fungi; Ascomycota; Sordariomycetes; Glomerellales; Glomerellaceae
Product: Cwf15/Cwc15 cell cycle control protein
Exons: 3
Coding region: 1-714 (237 amino acids)
Biological process (GO): mRNA cis splicing, via spliceosome
Cellular component (GO): catalytic step 2 spliceosome
Molecular function (GO): RNA binding
Source: RefSeq, a predicted model, not a curated record